AUGAUGAGCCCCGUAGCCGACACCUUCGACUUGGGCUUCGACGUGUACUCCGACACCCCCUCGUUUGACAUCUUCGCAAGCCCCGGUACGCGUUUCGACCCCAACUCUUACUUCGACUUUGACGCCUGCGUCGGAGGGCCGGACCCCGACGAGGCAGCGUCAACGCCGCAGCCUACCGAGACGAACACCACGGCAGACGGCCUACAAGCCGCCGCCGGCCGGCCUCUCGUAUCCGAGUCCGCACCUCUCUCCGGAGAUAACCAAGACUCAACCGGCCCUACGACUUCCACAGUGAGCCCCGGCCAGCUCAUGCUCACCUUGCCCAAUAAGCGGCAGGGCCCUCCCACCGGCGCGUGCGGCUCCUCCCCCCUCGUGUUGCCGAAGAUCGAGCCAGUAAAGUCCGAAGACGACGACGUCGGCACUCUCCUCGCCGAGCUGUCCUGCUCCAUGCCCGACGCCUUCCAACUCCACACCGCGGCCCCGACGCCCGUCCAAGAUUGCGACUCGCUCGCCUUGCCCGCCGACUUGUGGCCCGUGGACGCGGUCGACCCAUCGUUCGCGUGGGACGCAGAGGUCAGCGCGGAGGGGCCGGGCCUUUUCGCUCCCGAGCUUCAAAUCGACGGCAUCUGCGGCACCUUUAAUGCUUUUGACCCCUUUCAUUCCUUCGAUGCCUCGCCCGAUAUCAAGCAGGAUUUGACUUCUUCGGCGGGUUACUGUUAUCCAUCUCCACCUGCUACCAAUGUAUUUUUUCCCACCCCGCAGGGCGAGAUUCCUUUCGUAUUCGACGAGAGUUCGGUAGAUCUUCCUUAUUCCCACCCUGCAGAUGUGUCUUUGACGGGUCUGCAGCCCCUCCUGCCCCGUGCCGUUACCGCCGUUGCCGCGGCCGAUGCUAGCAGUACGACCGAGCUCGUGCAACCAAAGCCGAGGUCGCCCAACAACUGUGUGAGCUUCAUUCAACAGCGUAGUGAGUCUUUGAUGGAAAGAACCUCCUCCAGUAUCCUCGACUACCAGGGCCUUGUCCACGUCCCCGUCACCUCCGCGCCCUACCUCACCCCGACUCAUACUCCGGUAAGGGGCCUCACCACGCCGGUCGUGGACGGCAAGGUUCUCAAGCGCAUUCCUAGGCCAGCGAAGGCCAAGGACGUGGACGCUUCCGAGUGGUAUGAGGCCCUCCCUGAGGCGCCGAUGGCCUGGGGAGGCCGUGACCCAAAGAACCCCAUGUUCCAGUACAAUAAGGAGGGCGAGCUGUUGCCCAGCCUGCGGUUUUCCAGGGAGCAAAUCUUUUAUUACCUGAAGGAGCGCAAGGAUCAGGGUCUCCCGCUGACGCUCUGGAUUCAGAACGUCCCCCACGGAUGCAAGACUCGCGUCAGCGACGACAGGCUGCGCGCGUGUCGCUGGUCAGGGUGUCCGGCACACAAAGGCACCAUACUAAAGGGGUUCUGGCGAGUGUGCUUCGACGAGCGGCCCGGCACUUCGGGGAAGCAACACGACCCGUAUCACAACGCGGGUUACAUGCACUUGUGGUGCCUGGACCGCUGCUUCGACCUCUUUGAGAUCGAUUACGCCUUUGACCUGAAGCCCGACACGCGAUACUUUGAGAAGGAGGAGCGCAACCCGAUGGCCAUGACGCGUGACCACGACGAGCUGGUAAUGGAGUUUGAGAAGUGGCGCACGUCCCAGAGGGCGGCCUACGAGGAAUGGCAGGAGCUCUGCAAGAUAAACAAGGCGCUAGGCCUCCCUAUCAAGAACCGCUUGGUCGAGAAGGAGGCCAAGAUAUGGUACAUGCUGACAACCAGGCACCUGGAGCUAGAGACGCCUGUGCGAAGCAACAUGCGGAAAAGAAGGGCCGGAAUCUCCAUUGAUAAGCACAAGGGAGACCUUGGAUGGUACGUUGAGAAGGUCAACGAGAAAAAGGAUGCAAAGAAGGGGGGUGCCAACCCCGAGGAGAUUGACGAUGAUGAUGAGGUUGCGCUUGACAAUCAAGUGAGUAGGCUGCGCGACUCGGGCCAAGUGAAAAGGAAAUCAGAAGUCCGGGAAUGGGAUGAGGUCGAUGACGGCGACAGCGAUGCUCAGCGUCAGAUAGCCUGUGGCAGAAAGCGACUGCGACGCUCAUACCGUUCCGGCAUGGGGCCGUAA
Messenger RNA from Colletotrichum graminicola M1.001, 2136 nucleotides. RefSeq lists its product as uncharacterized. Lineage: Eukaryota; Fungi; Ascomycota; Sordariomycetes; Glomerellales; Glomerellaceae. The record is from RefSeq and is a predicted model, not a curated record. The transcript has a single exon. Bases 1 to 2136 code for a protein of 711 amino acids.